AUGUCUACAGAACCAACACCAGUUCAUUUCUUCUCCCAUGGCUCGACCAUGAUGUUGGGCGAAGAGUCCACGUCGGCCGACUAUUGGAAGAAAUGCGGCGCUGAAGCUCUUGCAAAUGGCAUCAAGGGAGUGGUGAUGAUGGGAGCUCAUUGGGAUUGUUCCGGACUUAACAAGAUUCAAGUCACAAUGAACCCUAAUCCCAACAAAUCACCAGUCGCAUACGUACAUCCGUCUAAAUAUGUCGAUUAUGAACUCGCACCAGACCUAGAGCUGGGCCAGAAAUGUCUCGAUCUCCUCAAUAAAGACGGCUUCGAUGCCUCUGCUAACAAAAGGUUUGACUGGAUUCACGACACAUAUCUCAUUUUAAUUCGCAUGUUCCCCAAGAAAUGCCCACCCACUACCAUUAUAUCCGCCAACUCUCGCUUUGAUCCCCAUUUCCAUAUGCGUGUCGGCGCUGCGCUGCGACCACUUCGAGAGCAAGGUUAUUUGAUUAUUGGCACUGGCGGCGCUGUGCACAACCUAUAUCGUAACCUUUGGGCACCUAUGCUGAACUAUUCGGACAAUUUUGCUCAAUUGACGCCUCCCGGAGACUGGGCCGUGGACUUUCGGCAGGCGGUUGAGGACGCUAUCGUGAAUAACAGCGGACCUGCGCUUCGUCGUGCAAUUACGCGAUUGAUGAAGCAUCCGAAAUUCAGAGAGGCGCAUGCAACAGAUGACCAUUUUAUGGCAGCGUUGUUUGUCGCUGGUGCUGUUGGCAGUGAACAGGACAAGGGUGUGUAUGGAAAGUUAGGAGCUGAGACUUGGGAGCUCACAAAUAUGUGCAAUUCUCAAUUUACUUUUGGAGAAUGGUCCAAGGUUACUCAGGCAGUUUAUUGA
Messenger RNA from Talaromyces marneffei, 876 nucleotides. RefSeq lists its product as uncharacterized. The record is from RefSeq and is a predicted model, not a curated record. Lineage: Eukaryota; Fungi; Ascomycota; Eurotiomycetes; Eurotiales; Trichocomaceae. Gene Ontology annotation, molecular function: oxidoreductase activity, acting on single donors with incorporation of molecular oxygen; ferrous iron binding; zinc ion binding. The transcript has 2 exons. Bases 1 to 876 code for a protein of 291 amino acids.